This is a messenger RNA of Lucilia cuprina (Australian sheep blowfly), 1387 nucleotides long. Its product is annotated as serine protease easter-like. Gene Ontology annotation, molecular function: serine-type endopeptidase activity. The transcript has 4 exons. Lineage: Eukaryota; Metazoa; Arthropoda; Insecta; Diptera; Calliphoridae. Bases 138 to 1319 code for a protein of 393 amino acids. The record is from RefSeq and is a predicted model, not a curated record. Gene Ontology annotation, biological process: proteolysis.
UUUAGUCUCUGACCAAGUCGCAACAAGUUAAGUUCGUCGUCCGUUGUUUUCAAGUUUAAAGUAGAAUCAUACGAACUUGAAAAUUUUGUAAAAUACUCAAAACAAAGAAUACAACAAAAGCUAAAAGUGUAGAGAAUAUGUAUGAGAUUCUCUUUAGAAAUAUUUUUCUAUUGAUUACAUUAAGUUGUGUCGCUAACGCGGCUAUAACCGCUUAUGGCGUCUGUAUAAAUCCUCGUCAAGAAACGGGUAUCUGUAUACAAAUCAAAGAUUGCGAUUAUUUUUUGGACAUUCUUAAUAAAACAGCCAGUAACGGUAUUAAUCCGACCGAUGCAAAAUUUCUAAGAGAAAGCCAAUGUGGUCAGGAUAAUUCACAGGAUACAUUGGCUAAGAAAGUACUGGUUUGUUGUCCCGACAACUAUCGCAGUACACUUGCCACACGUAAUGGAAUAAGUGAAAAAAACCUACCCGGUAAUGUUUUACCCGAACCAGGGGUGUGUGGUGAAAUUUUAUCAGAUCGUAUUUUGGGUGGUAAUAUAACAAAAAUCGAUGAAUUUCCUUGGAUGGCACUGUUGCAGUAUAAAACAGGACCCGAUCGUUAUGGUUUAUACUGUGGCGGAAGUUUAAUAAAUUCACGUUAUGUUCUAACCGCUGGUCAUUGUCUCAAACAUCCCGAUAUGCCAAGCACUUGGGAAUUACACAGUGUACGUUUAGGCGAAUGGGAUCUCACAACCAAUCCCGACUGUGUUAUCGAUGUGCGCGGUCGCAAAGAUUGUGUAGAUCCCCACCGAGAUGUUCUUAUAGAUUAUGCUAUGGCUCAUCCGUUGUAUGUGCCAACGUCGAAGAAUCAAUUCAACGAUAUUGCUCUUAUACGUAUGGCCGAAAGUGUUAAGACGACAGACUUCAUAAUACCAAUAUGUUUGCCAUUGACAGCUAGUUUACGACAAAAACGAUUUACCUCCACAGCCAUGGAUGUGGCCGGCUGGGGUGCUACCGAAAAUGAUACGGUUAGUACGAUUAAACUGAAAAUUAUGGUCAAUGUUUGGAAUACCACAAAAUGUCAGGAUACUUAUAAUAUCUUCAAUAUGCCAAUCGAUGAAAAUUAUCAAUUCUGUGCUGGUGGUGCAGAUGGUAUUGAUACGUGUCGCGGUGAUUCGGGUGGACCUUUAAUGGUGACACAACGCAUCAAGAAUAAAGAUGUUUAUUUUGUUAUUGGCAUUGUUUCGUACGGUCCAAGACCGUGUGGUCUUGAAGGUUGGCCGGGUGUGUAUACAAGAGUUGGAAAUUAUACUGAUUGGAUUUUAAAUAAUUUAUUGCCAUAAUAUUGAUGAAUAUAUAAUCGAGUUAGUACAUAUUAUAUAAUGAAUAAAGCUUAAAGUAAGGAGAACAA